AUGAGUAAUCCCUCCAAACUUCCCAUCGAAGAGACUUCUUCCGCACAGGUUCAUUUUGAACUUUUACCACAAAGUGCUUCAUUAUCACAAAGUCUUUCACUUCCGGAUACAAUUAAACUUUUAACUGAAGAAGGAACCAAGGCUUUUAAGUUAAGGGAAUACGAAACGGCAGUGCUUAAAUACGAAGAAGCUUCUCAACUUGCGGAAUUACAUUAUGGUCGUUCAAAAGAAUUCGCCGAUGUCCUUUUCAAUUAUGGACGAGCGUUGAUUGAAAAUUCAAUAUAUCAAUCCUCUGUUCUUGGUGAUAACACGUUAGAAAAACGGAUUGCAUUAGAAAUUCAAGAAGGUUAA
Messenger RNA from Funneliformis geosporum, 351 nucleotides. The record is from the annotation of a GenBank genome assembly. NCBI's taxonomy places the organism in Eukaryota, Fungi, Glomeromycota, Glomeromycetes, Glomerales, Glomeraceae.